Molecule: messenger RNA, 1996 nt
Organism: Dothidotthia symphoricarpi CBS 119687
Lineage: Eukaryota; Fungi; Ascomycota; Dothideomycetes; Pleosporales; Dothidotthiaceae
Product: cytochrome P450 monooxygenase-like protein
Exons: 4
Coding region: 359-1915 (518 amino acids)
Molecular function (GO): oxidoreductase activity, acting on paired donors, with incorporation or reduction of molecular oxygen; monooxygenase activity; heme binding
Source: RefSeq, a predicted model, not a curated record
CUUGUCGAGAAGUGGCAAUGUUACUAGCGAUCCUCGCAUUACGCAGUGGAGCAACCGGGAUUAGCCGCCUGUCAACGCUUUUUCACCACUACUGGAAAUAUCGACGUAUGCUGAUCAUCAACCCUAACACAGAAAAUGACACGCGUCAUGUAGGUAAUCGAGCGGAGCCUCUCUGCUCACAUCCGUGUGCUGAUGUGAGACCCGAAUCGCACCCGAGUUAUUGGACACGACUGCGCUGGUUCGACUAACUAGGAACCCUACAUACAUGAGAGGUGAUAUAUAAGGACAGUAGCCACUGUGGAGUAUCGUAGCUUGUACGCCCCUCAAGUUGAGAUCUACGAUUGUUUUGAGAAUCAUCAUGGCGCAUCCGACAAUUAACGCCCCGGAAGGCUUCCGAUUAUCCAGUCUUGCAGGCAUCAGUUCCUCAGUUGGGCUCUUUCUCGCAUCAGUUGUCCUGUAUGGUGUGUACACCGCCAUCUACAACAUCUUCUUCCAUCCACUUAAACAUAUCCCGGGACCUCUCCUCUCACGCGUAUCCGGUAUUCCAUACAUAGUUAACGCACGCUGCGGCAACGUUGUUUCAUGGCUUCAAGAGUUGCAUGAAAAGUAUGGAGACGCCGUGCGAAUAGCACCGGCAGAAGUUUCGUUUACUUCCGGUGACACAGCAUGGCAAGAUAUUUACGGAUUCAGAACCGGUAAACACAAGAACACUGGCUCGUACCUCAAAGACCGGAGUUGGUUUCCACCCCCUGUCGCCGGUGUCUACUCCAUCAUCCAGUCAACUGAUGAGGACCACACGCGUAUUCGCAGAAAUUUGUCGCACGCGUUCAGUGAGAAGGCGUUGCGACAGCAGGAAACGCUUAUUCAAGGGUAUGUAGAUUUGCUUGUCCACCGCAUGGAUGAACACGUACAAGAGAAAAAAGACAUGAACAUCGUGCGCUGGUACAACUACACAACCUUCGACGUCAUCAGCGAUUUGAGUUUCGGCGAGCCACUGUACUGUCUUCGCGACGACAAGUACCAUGUCUGGGUCGAUACGGUACUGGUUUUUCUCAAGUCUUUUGGGUUCCUCUCCACGCGCGCAAAGUACCCCGUGGCAGCCUUUUACGACAAGAUGCGGAACAUGUUCAACAACAAAAUCGCCAAGACGAUGCAGAUGCGCAAAAACUUCUUCGAAAUGGUGCACGACAAAGUCUCCACUCGUCUGGAGCUAGAAACCGACCGCCCGGACUUCUUCUCCUUCAUCCUGCAAAACCAAGGCAGCGACGCAAAAGCCCUGACAAGGCCGGAAAUGGACGCAAACGCCAUCGUCUUCCUCGUCGCGGGCUCCGAGACAACAGCCACCACCCUCUCCGGCGUCACCUACCUGCUCCUCAAGCAUCCAGAAAAGUACGCAAAGCUCGUACACGAAAUCCGCAGCAGGUUCACGUCUGCCUCGGACAUCACGGUCGAAGCAGUCAACCAGCUCCACUACAUGAUCGCUUGCCUGCAGGAAGGACUGCGCUGCUACCCGCCCGUCCCCGCCGGCUUCCCCCGCCUCGUCCCACGCGGCGGCGGGAAUAUAUCCGGGCACUUCAUCCCCGAAGGCACGGCGGUGAGUGUCUCGCAGUACGCGGCGUACCACUCGGAGCGGAACUUCAAGGACGCAGAUGCGUUUGUGCCGGAGCGGUGGAUGGGCGACGAGCGGUACGAGGCGGAUAAGCGCGAGACGUUGAAUCCGUUUUCGUUUGGGCCGAGGAACUGUUUGGGCAAGAAUCUUGCAUACGCAGAGAUGCGCCUCAUCCUCACAAAAGUGCUGUUCAAUUUCGACCUCGAACUCCUCGACAAGGAAACAGAUUGGAUGAAGGGGCAGAAGGUGUUUUCGCUUUGGGAGAAGCCGGAGCUUAUGGUGAGGUUACAUCCUGUUCAGCGCUGAAAAGUGGCUGGCAAACACGUAUGUAUUAGCAAGUAUCUAUCACCGCGUUACUUUGCACAUACCAUUCAUCCCAUCGAGCGG